CUCUACUCCAAAUCCUCAGUCCUCCACUCCACACCAAACCAAACCACCUACCACACCCCCAAAGCAAAAUGAAGUUGACCACCCUCCUCCUCUCCCUAACCGCCACGGCCACGGCCACAACCACCUGCUACUCCGGGGGCCCCACCAGCGAAGGCACCUCGUGCAUAUCGAAGCUGGCGAUCAAGGACUUCUGGUCCCUGUGGUACUGCAACUACCGGUGGAACAUCAACUACGGUGACUGGGACAUGUGGAUCAACAACAACGAGAGCCACGUGGAGCGCGGACGUGUGGCCAAGACGGGCACGUUCAACGGUAUGGAGGAGUGCCUGGAUGCGUUCAAGGAGCUGGUCGAGCCGUGCUAUGAUGUCGCGCAGGGCGGAUACCUUACUACCGCUAAUGUGAGCUUGGAGGCCAAUUGGUGUCAGUGGUAGAUUUGUUGUGCCUCCUGUGAGGUUAGGGGGUGGGGGGCUGCUCAUACUGGACAGGAACGUGUUGGGUAACGGGG
This is a messenger RNA of Aspergillus homomorphus CBS 101889, 505 nucleotides long. RefSeq lists its product as uncharacterized. The coding region runs from base 69 to 431 and encodes 120 amino acids. The transcript has 2 exons. The record is from RefSeq and is a predicted model, not a curated record. NCBI's taxonomy places the organism in Eukaryota, Fungi, Ascomycota, Eurotiomycetes, Eurotiales, Aspergillaceae.